Molecule: messenger RNA, 258 nt
Organism: Paramecium octaurelia
Lineage: Eukaryota; Ciliophora; Oligohymenophorea; Peniculida; Parameciidae
Source: the annotation of a GenBank genome assembly
AUGAGUGAAGGCAAUAAUCAGGGAUUUAUAUAUUGUGUAUCAGGAAAGUGCACCGACCUAGGAUUAUGUUUGGAGUAAGUUGCCCUUUCAACAGCCUCUAUUUAGGAACGGCUUGCUCUUUGUUGUUAAUGACAUUAUGUAUACACCAAAUUACAGUACGAGUAAUUGAAUAGAGAAGACUUUACAAAAGAAAGCAACUAUUGUUUUUGAUAAUUUUACUUGCAGAUACAUGUAAGGGUAUUUUUAGGAUAGAAUGAA